Nematolebias whitei (Rio pearlfish) is the source of this 945-nucleotide messenger RNA. RefSeq names its product olfactory receptor 52K1-like. The transcript has a single exon. Gene Ontology annotation, biological process: G protein-coupled receptor signaling pathway. The record is from RefSeq and is a predicted model, not a curated record. Gene Ontology annotation, cellular component: membrane. NCBI's taxonomy places the organism in Eukaryota, Metazoa, Chordata, Actinopteri, Cyprinodontiformes, Rivulidae. Bases 1 to 945 code for a protein of 314 amino acids. Gene Ontology annotation, molecular function: G protein-coupled receptor activity; olfactory receptor activity.
AUGGAGAACAUCUCUUCACACAAACAUUUUAUUUUCACUGGCUUUGAAGAACUCGGAGCACUGAGGCCCGUCCUCUUCAUCCCGUUCUUCCUCAUGUUCAUCGUGGCGCUGGUGGCCAACUCCCUGCUGGUGUACGUUGUCUUUUCACACAGAAGCCUUCAUCAACCAAUGAGCAUCCUCAUCGCUGGCAUGGCCUGCGUUGAACUCUGCCUCCCAGUAUUCUUUGUCCCCAACAUGCUGCUCAGCUUCCUGUUUGACUGGAAGGGGAUCUCUCUGAUUGGCUGUCUGAUUCAGAUGCACUUCAUUCACUUCUUUGGAGCUUUUCAGUCCACAUUUUUAGUAUGGAUGUCUCUGGAUCGCUACUUUGCCAUCUGCACACCUCUGUACUACCAUGAACUCAUGGCUCUGCAGAGAUUUCUGAAGUUUAUAAUCCCUCUUGCUGUCAGAAAUAUGCUUCUCAUCACUCUGUUUGUGAGUUUGGCAGGAAAACUCUCAUUUUGCACAAAUAUAAUAAACCAUUGUUUCUGUGAGCACAUGGCCUUGGUGGAGCUGGCCUGUGGAAGCACCACCAUUAACAAUCUAGCAGGACUGAUGGCUCUGUUCUUCAUCCCUGUUUUGGACUUUUUGUUUAUUGCUGCCUCUUAUAUUGCGAUAUUCAGCUCUGUGUUGAAGUCCAGCAGCUCCGGCCCCAAAGCACUUCACACCUGCGUCACACAUGCGAUUGUGAUAACUCUCAGUUUGGCCGUAGUGCUGAUUGCUUUUCUUUCAUAUCGGAUUAGAAACGGCCUCCCUACAGCGGUUCGGGUUUUCUUCAGCACCAUGUACCUGCUGUUCCCCAGUUGUUUUAACCCAAUCAUCUAUGGAAUCAGAACCACUGAGAUCAGACAGCACAUGCUGAAGACACUGACACAUUGGACAGGCUUUGUCCAAACUUUGUCUUUUUAA